Molecule: messenger RNA, 426 nt
Organism: Nerophis ophidion (straightnose pipefish)
Lineage: Eukaryota; Metazoa; Chordata; Actinopteri; Syngnathiformes; Syngnathidae
Gene: gchfr
Product: GTP cyclohydrolase I feedback regulator
Exons: 3
Coding region: 124-381 (85 amino acids)
Biological process (GO): negative regulation of biosynthetic process
Cellular component (GO): cytoplasm; nucleus
Molecular function (GO): GTP cyclohydrolase binding
Source: RefSeq, a predicted model, not a curated record
GCGGUGGGUGUUUCCGCAUUCUGCAAAGAGCUGUCAGCAGAAGCGUAACGUGCAAAAGGACUGUCGCGUCGGAGAAGGAACGUUCCUCUGGGGAAUAGCGGUGACUCCACACAGGAAGAAGACAUGCCUUACAUGCUGGUCAGCACGCAGAUCAGACUGGAGAGCGGGCCAACCAAUGUAGGAGAUGAGCAUUCAGAUCCAGCUGUCAUGAAUUACUUGGGAGCACGAAAAACAACCAUGCUGGGAAACAAUUUUUCAGAAUACCAUGUGGACGAGCCUCCUCGCCAGGUGUUGGACAAGCUGGAGAAAAUUGGCUACCGUGUGCUGACGAUGACGGGGGUGGGGCAGACGCUAGUGUGGUGUCUUCACAAGGAGAUAUGAUGUGAUUUACUGUCCAUGUGUAAUUAAAUACAAAAAUGCUACAAA